This is a messenger RNA of Gongylonema pulchrum, 207 nucleotides long. The record is from the annotation of a GenBank genome assembly. NCBI's taxonomy places the organism in Eukaryota, Metazoa, Nematoda, Chromadorea, Rhabditida, Gongylonematidae.
AUGACAGGUGGUCAGCCGCAUGAGUAUUUUAUUGCACUGAUGAUGGGUCAGAGAUGCAAGUGGCUCGAUGGAGUAAAUAUCCCCAGAUCGAUGACAUUUGGUCGGUGGACAUCAAACGCCGGAGCAGAACGGUGGGAGCAUCCGACGUCAUUUCUAGCAUUUAUAAUUCUUUUCAUUUUAACAUUUAUACUUCUUUUAUUACGAUAA